AUGGCCUGCAGAGACCCUUUCAUCAUCUGUUUCUCGAUGUUCCUCAUUCUCUGCCUUUAUUGGGGCAUUGUGUUUCGCAUCGAGGAAAAUCUCACUUCCCUCGUCUGUUUUGUUGUCGACUUUGAUGGAAAAUCUGCUCCCUACAACAAUAUCACGCCCCUAGUAGGUCCGGAGGUCACAAAAUUGGCAAACGAGACGCUGUGGAGCCUCACACCAUCAAUCGGAUAUCAAAUACGCGACGCAAACGAGUUCGGGUUCGACCCAAUGAAGGUUCGCGAAGCGGUCUAUCAUUUCAAGGCAGUCUCGAUCGGAAACUCUUCAUACGAUCCAACAGGCGCAGUCCAAAUCAUCACCAUGUCUGGCCGAGAUUCAUUUAUGACGUAUAGCUACAUCUUACCAAGCCUCACGUCUUUCACGUCAAGUCUGACAGAAACAUUCGGCAAAACAUGGGGCGGCAUGGUAAUGGCCAAUGACUCCCUGACAAAGGAGACUCUGCGGCAAGCCGCGAGUGCCGUCAACCCCGGGGUGUCACCUUUGAUGCUAGAUCUCCGGCCGUUCGGGCCGCCUGCGGCAAUUCCGGCAGUUACCUUUGGGCUAAGCUUUCUCAUUGCCCAUCUUGGUUUCACCUAUUACCUUGCAGACGACAUAAAAUGCAUUGUGCCUGAGGGUCAUCCUCCCGUGCACUACUGGCACUACGUCAUACGCAGAUAUUUAUCACUCAUGGCAGCCUACUUCUUCUUGUCGCUGGUCUACUGUUUGAUCUCUCUUGUCUUUCAAGUCCCCUUAUCCAACCCGCCAGCUCCGGCAGUGGAGGUUGCUAGGAAUCCAAAUGCUUAUGGAAAAGCCUCGUUCAUCGUCUUCUGGCUGUUGAACUUCUUCGGUAUGGCAGCACUUGGAAUGGCGUGUGAAAACAUGGCCAUGAUUAUCGGCCCUCGAUGGGUUGGUUUGUGGUUAACGUUUUGGACUCUCACGAACACGUUGACCGGAUUCUGGCCUCCCGAUAUUGCGCCCGGGUUCUACCGUUGGGCGUAUGCAUGGCCUUAUCAUCAUGUGAUUGAAGGCAGCCGACAGAUUCUAUUCGACUUGCACUCGCGCAUUGGCCUCAACUUUGGCGUCUUGAUUGCGUGGGUGUCGGUUAACACGAUUUUGUUCGUCCCCGCAUGUUAUAUUUUGAGGUGGAAAGAUGAAAAAGAGAUUCGUCGAAAGGAGACAAAACUUCCACACUUUCACUUGCACAGGUAUGAUUUCGAAAAGCAAAUUCCCAAGCAACCGGGAGUUGAGCCGCCAAGACGAAAAAGGGGAUUCCUUAGGGCUUUGUGA
Molecule: messenger RNA, 1320 nt
Organism: Colletotrichum scovillei
Lineage: Eukaryota; Fungi; Ascomycota; Sordariomycetes; Glomerellales; Glomerellaceae
Product: MNNG and nitrosoguanidine resistance protein
Exons: 4
Coding region: 1-1320 (439 amino acids)
Cellular component (GO): membrane
Source: RefSeq, a predicted model, not a curated record